UCACUCAUUCGUGAUUCGAUUUCUCCCCUACUCUAAGCAACAACAAUAACACAAAAAAAUUCUAAGCAUUUCCUUCUUCCUUCCUUUCCAUAACUGAAACGUGUUUUUUUUUUCUUUUUCUUUUCAUGUGUUUUUUUUUUAUUCGUGAGCCGGCACAGUCCGUCGUGGUGGUGGAAAAGUUUUGACGUCACGCAGACUGCUGUUGACAUUGGUGUUGAACAGUUGUGUUUUGUCGACGUUCGUGCGUGAGUGUGUAUGUCCUUUUGUGCUGGGAGUUCUAAGUUGCCGAAAGAAUAAUAAAAAAAAAACAUUCUUCAAACAUUUUUGCUGGAUAAUCGUUGCCGGUCACGUCAUCACGUUCCCUUUCUUUCUUUUUUUUUUUUUUGUUAGUCUAUUUGUCCAGGUUUCAGUCACAGCCAGCAAAUGGGCAAUUGUGUUUCUUCACAGAGCCAGCAGGCAGCGUUGGAGAAACAGGCAGCAAGUGGCAGAGGCAGGAGCAUUGUUUCUCUUCGCAAGGCUGCAAUGGAGAAGUAUCCGGUUCCCACAAAAAACCGCUUGGCCCUGGCCAACGAAGGGACUGCUUCCAGCAACAAUAGCAACAACGCCCCAGCUACACAGCAAAACAACGUAGGCAACGAUAUGGCGCAAUUACGUUCGAAAUUACGGCCACCCUCGGUCAUCAUCGCCCGGCCUGUCAGCAUCCAGCUGACGAAAAGUGGAAUUGACACGAAUGGCAACAUACCUCGACCUUCUAGUCUACCUCGCCUACUGAAAACGUCCGACAACAACACGACGGCCAAGGCAGAAUCAUUGCAACAAGCGAAACCGGCGAAUUUGACGAAUAAUUUCCGCACAGUCAGUUUGGAUUCGAAAAACCGGACGAUUCUCAAUCCACCGCCACCCGUGUCGUCUUUAUCGAACAAGACAUCGACGGCCUCCAAGGAUUCAGGGUCCGUUUCACCUUCACCGUCGAGCAUGUCCAUUGCAUCGAGUUUCGGAUCGAAUAAAAGUCAUUCUAUGGCUGAUUCCGGAUUCGCCACUUGCUCCAGCAGCCGGUCGCAGUCUACGAUUUCCGACAGAAAGUCGGCGUUAUCUCUGAAAUUCGGUUUCUUCAACAAGAAACCGGCCAGCGCUACGGAAACGAAGAAAAUCAAUAUCGAUAGAAUUAACUCUGCUAAUUGCGUUCAAACUGCGAUUCCGGCUGUGGGCAAACUUCGCGGCCCGUGCGAAUUGCCUCGUCAAACAAAAUCACCGCGUCCCACUUCGCUUCGGCUGACGUCAUCAGUUACCGUUGGAGCAGCUGCGGUUCAGCGAUUGCCCACCAAAAUACAACAGCCGCCGCAUAAAAGUCCAGCUAGGCUGCCAACUCCUCAAUUGACGUCGAUUAAGAAUCGAGCGGCGCAAGUACUCGGUCGUAGCAAAAGCAACGAUUAUAAAUCGGUGGAACUGAGGCCGCGUCUCAGCGUCGAGGCUAUUGUAGCGUCGCUGGAACAAGAAAUUCGCCAACAGUUGGGGCCGGAACCGCCUCCGUUGGUCUGCAGUCCGAAGAAAGAGACAAAGGAGUCGAGGCCAACUGUGAAAGUCGAUGUGGAACGAUUCGGCAUUGAGUCUGCGUGCGAAGCAGAAAUCACGUUUGUCGAUGAAGAUGAAGAUUUUAUUGAAGACAUUGAACUUCAACUGCAAACGCCUUCCAGCGCCGCCGAGUGUCAGCCAUCUCCGGAGGGAGACGAUCAAAGUCGAGACGAAGGCCAUCAUGGCGACGAAGAAGAUUCUAAUGCUACAUCCAUUUCAGACGCCAUGAUUGACGAUGAAAUUGCCGACCAACCCGGUCUUGUCAUGCUCGGACAGUCGUAUUCUGUUCCGGCGUCGCCGAUGCAUUCGUGGAGAUCGGAGUUGUUUCAUUACAACUUACCGCCCAUGUCCAUGAUCAAUUAUCCGCCGUCGGAAGACGACCAAUCGGACGUAUCAUCCUACCAUCACAGACUAGUGCGACGACGCGUGGCCAGUGUCAGCGAUAUCGACGACGGUCUGAAGGAGACGGCAGUGGCAACGGCCAGCAGCAGUCCUGUUGCUUCUGCCGAUGUUGUCAGGUCGGCGACGAUGCGAGCUGAACUGUUUACGUCUCCGUCUUCGUCGUCAAAACAUCGCGAGAGCAGCAGCACUUACUGGCCGCCUCCGGAGGCGACCAUCGUCAUCGAAUUGGAAGAGUACACGACGAUGGCGAACGAAUUAGCCGAUAUCAAAUCGCAGCUGGUCACGUUACAAAAUCUUUUGGUGGAAACUGUAACAGAUGGUAAUUGCGGUGGUAUAGAUCAAGUCGGAUCUCAUACAGCGCCUCUAUGGGACUUGAAGCGUGAUCUUGUUCUCUUACGGGAGGAGCUGCAAGAGAAGAACACGACAAUCAAAACGUUAAAGAAUCAAUUACGCGCUGUUAAUGGACGGACAUCUGUAAACAAGAAUAAAGACUCGACGGCAACUACUAAAGUAGCUCCUUCGUGCAAUGUUGCCACACAAACCGACAGGGCACGAAGUGGGGCCGUCACUAACGGUACAUCACCGUCGGAUAAUGACGAAGUUCAAUUAGUCAGUACUAAAAUGAAGCUACCCAUGGCUUCGGGAUUGCCAGUCCGGUCUCGUCCGAUUAGAUUGACGACAAAGUGAUGACGCGAAUUCAAUCACCAGCUUUAAUCAAUUGUAAUACUUUAGUCUUAUAAUUCUGAUUUAUUCCCAUUUGGUCCCCUAAAUUUCCAUUCUAAGAAAUCAUGAAUUCUUUAUCAUUAUUUGCCCACGUGCGUAACUAAAUUGUUUCUUCCGUUUUCUUGUCACGUGAUUGUCCCGUUGAAAGACAGGCUGAGGUAACGUAAAGCUUUAAAUAAGAAAGAAAUAAGAGCCAGAGAGCUUAUUGGGUUUCACACUCCAGAAGAUCUAAUUCGAUUGUUUAGAUAUGUAAUUCCCUAGUCAUUUUCUCGCCCCGAAAACACGUAUUUACAUCUCGAUUUUCUUCUUCGUCUCUUGUGAUGGAUUCAUUUUCUUUUCAUUCGGAGAUGGCAAUGUAAUUGAAGCACAAGUGUAUGCAACGCAUAUUGGAAUAAUUAGGGAAAGGGUUGCCGUCAUUCAUAUUCACAAUUCCAGUGUAAUAGUUCACUCCGUAUACUAACUAGCCGAAUAACAAAAAAAGAACGUAAACUUUAAUGCCAUUCACGUUGUUAUUAUACCAUCCACAUCCUGCUGAAGUCCAUUCAUUUUCUUCGCUGUUUUCUUAAAAGAAGCUUGUCAGUUUUUUUUUUCUUUUCCUGUUUAGUCACACAGCUCUCACCGUCUCUGUUUGUGCCCCUCCAAUUCAAGUAUUUGUUUAGAUUGCUGUUCACCAAACGUUGACUUAUGACAUAACUACUCAUUCACGUAACUUCUUGACCCUGAAUUAUUCUUACCGUCCGGUUUUUUUCUUUUCGUUUUGUUAUUGCCUUUUUUUUUUUUCCUUCCAUCACACACGGAAUACAUGUCUUGGUUAAUUCUGCCACAUUCCUCGGAUGGAAACGUAUUGAUUUUUCUGCUUCUUUAUUUGCCCUAUCACUUAAAUUAUUGAUCGAUUGAUUCUUUUAUUAUUCGUCUGGGUUACUGGCAGUUGGAUCGAAUCUGGAUUGAUUCAGAGUAUUCUUGUAAUACACGGAGUUGUACGUAA
This is a messenger RNA of Daphnia magna, 3682 nucleotides long. RefSeq lists its product as uncharacterized. The transcript is spliced from 9 exons. Bases 424 to 2661 code for a protein of 745 amino acids. Lineage: Eukaryota; Metazoa; Arthropoda; Branchiopoda; Diplostraca; Daphniidae. The record is from RefSeq and is a predicted model, not a curated record.